Messenger RNA from Melanaphis sacchari, 2511 nucleotides. RefSeq names its product pantothenate kinase 4. NCBI's taxonomy places the organism in Eukaryota, Metazoa, Arthropoda, Insecta, Hemiptera, Aphididae. Gene Ontology annotation, cellular component: cytosol; nucleus. The record is from RefSeq and is a predicted model, not a curated record. Gene Ontology annotation, molecular function: ATP binding; pantothenate kinase activity. The coding region runs from base 206 to 2491 and encodes 761 amino acids. The transcript has 13 exons. Gene Ontology annotation, biological process: coenzyme A biosynthetic process.
CGAUUUCCUUUACUCGAACACUCGAUGAUGAUAAAUGAUAAUAAUUAAUAAUAUUAUAAUAAUAAUAAUGACAUAAUGUAAUUUCCAUCAGCUAUUGAACUCAGUCCGUUCUCUGAGCUCUGUGUACUCUGUAGCCUUGUAGUACUCCACACCUGAGUGAAAACACAACCUCCUAAUUUCAAACUGAUAAUUGAGUUAUUCUGCAAUGGAGGAAAAAGAAAAUCCAAAUAGCAUAAAGCUUCCUGAUACUUUGGAAGUUUUCAGGAAUUUGAAAAAUGCCAAACAAUUUGCAAUAGACAUUGGUGGUUCGCUUACAAAAAUAGCAUAUUAUUCAACGGUAUCGUUCAGACGAGUUUAUUAUGCAACUGAUAACUUAGACAAAAAUGAUGACAAUAACAAGGAUGACAAAUGUGAUAAGUUUGUUUACACUUAUUCUGAACAAGCAAGGUUACAUUUUGUCAAGUUUGAAACAAAAUAUAUUGAAAACUGUUUGGAUUUCAUUGGUGACAAUUUAGUUAACAGCGAUGAACGAAAAGGAAAAAGUAUUAAAGCUACAGGAGGUGGGGCAUACAAGUAUAGCAAACUCAUUCAAGACAAAUUGGGAUUAAAAGUAGAUAAAGAAGAUGAGCUAACUUGUUUAAUUACUGGGUGUAAUUUCUUAUUAAAAAAUAUAAGCGAUGAAGCGUUUGUUUACAACAGGAAUGGUAGUCCAGAAUAUGAAUUUCAAACAGCAGAUCCACAUGUAUUUCCUUACAUGUUGGUUAACAUUGGUUCAGGUGUAAGUAUUUUAAAAGUGGAGUCAGAUAAUUGUUACGAGCGUAUUGGUGGUACAGCUACUGGAGGUGGCACAUUCUGGGGCCUUGGUACACUUUUAACUAAAGCCAAAUCAUUUGAUGAAUUACUUGAUCUUGCUGAAAAAGGAGAUCAUAGAAAGGCUGAUAUGCUUGUAAAGGAUAUAUAUGGCGGAGAUUACGAAACCCUUGGUAUGCAUUCAGAUUUAAUUGCUUCUUCUUUUGGAAAAAUAUGUCCUCGUCAAAACUCAGAAAGUGAUUAUAAUGAAGCAGAUUUGGCGAGAAGUUUACUGUUUGCAAUUAGUAACGACAUUGGUCAAAUUGCUUGUUUAUAUGCAAUGAUGCAUAAUUUGAAAAAGGUGUAUUUUGGUGGUUAUUUUUUAAGAAAUCGUUCACUCAGUAUGCAUACUAUAUCAUUUUCUAUUAAGUAUUGGUCUAGAGGAACUGUGCAAAGUUUGUUUUUGAGACAUGAAGGAUAUUUAGGAGCAAUAGGGGCAUUUUUAAAAGGAACUGAAGAAUGCGAUAGCGACAAGUUUUCUUGGUUAGAAAAUUAUGCUGGUAGUGGAAGUAAUCGUACUCAAUUGACAUUCGGUAAGCGAGUUGACCAACUCGAACUUGAUCGUUGGGAAUCGCCUUUAACAUUUUGCCCAUUGCUCAAAGAUCCAUCUAGUUAUAUUCCAGAUACAGUUGAUUUGAAUUCGGAUAAAGAAGCUAGAGAAUAUUGGUUAAAUUGUUUUGAAGAAAGUAUAGAAAAUUAUGUUAAUUAUGCAAUUGCAAGUCAACCAUCAAGUGAUACAACUGAAAAACGAGCUGCCAUGUUCAAAGAGAAAUUUAUUUCUCGGGUGCAACUGCUUAAAAUAAAACCUUUUGCUUAUGGUAAUUUGACUGUGAGAGGUCUUCUUGAUACAAUCAAUCAAUGUCUUAAAGAAUUUGAUUUUCCUGAUCCAUAUUUAACUCAAAAACGAACAGAAAAUGAAUAUGCGUUAACAUGUCUUCAAGAACGAUUAGAAGAAUUGGAUUCUUUAGAUCUAAGAGAAAGACAAAAAGAAAUAAUCAUGGGUGUCUUAGCAGGAAAUACUUUUGAUUGGGGUGCUAAGGAAACUGUAGUUUUAAUGAAAACUGGUGAAUUUGAUUUUAAACAAGCAAGGAACCGAAUUCCUGCCAGACCUUGGUUAAUUGACAGUCUUGAUAAUUGGGUUGAAAGAAUAUGCAACGAGCCAUAUAAAAAAAUUGCAAUUUUCAUUGAUAACAGUGGUAUUGAUAUAGUUUUGGGAAUACUACCAUUAGCUAGAGAAAUGCUACGUCAAGGCUCAAGAUUAAUACUUUGUGCCAACUCCGCUCCUGCACUAAACGAUGUCACUCAUUCAGAACUUGUUGUAUUGUUACGCCAAGCUGCGGCUAUUUGUCCUAUUAUUUCUAAAGGAUUAGAUGAAGGCAGAUUGAAAUCAAUGGAGACAGCUCAAGGUGGGCCAUGUUUAGAUCUCAGUCGAUUGGAACGAGAAUUGGCAAAUGAAUUGACUACUGUGGAUUUGAUUAUAUUAGAAGGAAUGGGUCGAGCUGUACACACCAACAUAGAUGCAGAAUUUGUGUGUGAUUGUUUCAAACUGGCUAUAAUAAAAAACCGUUGGUUAGCUAAACGUUUAGGUGGUGACAUGUUUUCAGUAGUGUGCAAAUAUGAAAGUGUUAAUGUUUCAAAAUAAUUUUUAAAAAAUUGGAAAAA